AUGACCUCGCCGCCUUCGUAUCACGUUGCCAUCCUGGGGUGCGGCGUUAUCGGGCUCUCGACGGGGCUUGCGAUUCUGGAAGGUCAGCUGCAGAAUGGGCCAGGUGGCAAGACGGUAGUCACUAUUGUGGCCAAGGAGGUUCCUGACCUCAAAACGGCAAGAAAGAAGCAUUCUGCAGAGUAUGCUAGUGUCUGGGCGGGUGGACAUCAUGUAAGUGAUGCCAAAAGCGAGCGAGAGCUGCGACACGACAAGAUCACCUUUGAGCGAAUGAGCAUGCUUGCGCGAACACGACCUUGGUCCAGGGCAGCAACAACAUCAGCUACCGCUGUGUCGCCGAUCGUACCCUCGCCGCCAGCACAAUCAAGCACCAGCACGGAAGUCACAGCAGAGCCUCUGGUUUGGGUGCAUCAAACAGAGCUAUUCGAAACAGCGCCAGGCUCUGCUUCCACCGCGCGUCCACCAUACAAAGGAGUCCUCGACUGGUAUCCCGAUUUCAAACCCCUACCGUCCUCCAGCCUCACAAGCGGAAUCGGAUGGGGCUGUACAUUCUCGACAAUCGACGUCAAUGUUCCCAUCUACCACGGCUGGCUGCUUCGCCGCUUCCUCGAGCUCGGCGGCCGGGUUGUCGUGGCCGAAGCCAGCUCCCUGCGACAGGCCGUCCAGCUGGCGUCCGCUCGUUUAUCGACCACGGCCAUCUGCAGCGUCCCAGAGGCCUGGACAUUGGUGCGCAAAGUAGAUGUGCUCGUGGCAAGCCCUGGUCUCGGAGCGCGGUUCAUCGAAGGCCUCAACGACGAAGCGGUGCACCCGCAACGCGGGCAGGUUGUCGUCGUGCGCGCCCCGUGGCUCUCCACGGCAUCUUCCCCAAAGUGGGCCGAGCCACCGCGGCACACACUGCCCGGCUUCUCCGUGGUGCGCGCACAGGGCGGUCGAGAAGUAUACCUCAUCCCGCGCGGCGAUGGCACGGUCGUCUGCGGCGGUACGCGCAUCAUCGACGAUUGGGACCCGCACCCGCGGGCAGAAACCACACAGCGCAUCCUCGAGCGCUGUCUUGCCCUAGUACCGCAGCUUGUAGACCCACAGAAGCGGACGGCGCUGGCAAAGGCUCGCGUCGAAGAUAUAGACGUUGUCGCGGUCAAUGUCGGGCUCAGACCGGCAAGAAGGGGAGGCGUACGGCUCGAGAGAGCGAAGGAGGAUGUGGACGGCGUACGAGUUGUUUAUAGUUACGGGUACGGCGGUGCUGGCUACCAGGCUUCGUGGGGCGCAGCGCUGGAGGCCAAGACACUUGUUGAGGAGGCGCUUGGGCAAGCGUCUGUGCCCUCUGCCAAGUUGUAG
This is a messenger RNA of Sporisorium graminicola, 1332 nucleotides long. RefSeq lists its product as uncharacterized. Gene Ontology annotation, molecular function: FAD binding; D-amino-acid oxidase activity. The record is from RefSeq and is a predicted model, not a curated record. The transcript is spliced from 6 exons. The coding region runs from base 1 to 1332 and encodes 443 amino acids. Lineage: Eukaryota; Fungi; Basidiomycota; Ustilaginomycetes; Ustilaginales; Ustilaginaceae.